AUGGAAAUUGUGGAUGAUAGCUUACUUGGGAAUGGCACCAAUAUUUCUGCUUUCCUGUGUCAUAUCAUCUUGGAAAACGACACUUUCUUCUGUGUGGAUGAUCCACCUUAUCCUUCUAAAGAUCUGCACCAGACCAUUCGGAUUCUGCUGUAUGCUUUGAUAUUUCUGCUCAGUGUUUUGGGGAACGUUCUUGUCAUUACGGUGCUGAUAAGAAACAAGCGGAUGCGAACGGUCACGAAUAUAUUCCUGCUCUCACUAGCUGUCAGCGAUCUCAUGCUCUGCCUUUUCUGCAUGCCGUUCACCCUCAUCCCCAACCUGCUGAAAGAUUUUAUUUUUGGUAGUGCUGUCUGUAAAACUGCCACUUACUUCAUGGGUGUCUCCGUAAGCGUAUCUACAUUCAACUUGGUUGCCAUAUCACUGGAGAGAUACAGUGCCAUCUGCAAACCUUUACAGUCCAGGGUCUGGCAGACAAAAUCUCAUGCCUUGAAAGUGAUUGCUGCGACCUGGUGUGUUUCCUUCACUAUCAUGUCUCCGUACCCAAUCUACAGCAAACUGGUGCCAUUCACCAAGUACAACAACAGCACAGCAAACAUGUGUCGGCUCCUUUGGCCAAGUGAUGUAAUUCAGCAAUCUUGGUAUACGUUCCUGCUGCUCAUCCUCUUCCUUAUACCCGGGAUCAUCAUGAUGGUCGCGUAUGGCCUGAUUUCCCUGGAACUCUACCGAGGCAUAAAAUUCGAUGUCAGCCAGAGAAAAUCUGCACGAGAAAGAAGAGCAAGCACCAGCAGCACCAAGUGUGAGGAUGGAGAUGGAUGCUACUUGCACAAGGCCAAAAGAAAGAGAAAAAUGCCACUGCAACAGCUCUCGGGUACCAGCAGUAGCAAAAUAGACCGGGCAAGAAGCACCAGCUCCUCUGCCAACCUAACAGCCAAGAAGCUCGUCAUCCGCAUGCUGGUGGUGAUCGUGAUCCUGUUCUUCCUCUGCUGGACGCCCAUCUUCAGCGUGAACGCGUGGCGCGCCUUCGACACGUCCUCCGCGGACCGGCGCCUCUCGGGAGCGCCCAUCUCCUUCAUCCACCUGCUCUCCUACACGUCGGCCUGCGUGAACCCCAUCGUCUACUGCUUCAUGAACAAGCGCUUCCGCGCGGGCUUCCUGGCCACCUUCGCCUGCUGCGCCAAGCAAAAGGCCUCUGCGGCGAGAGGGGAGGCCGGCGAGGAAGAGGAGGGCAAGACGACGAGGGCCUCGCUCUCCAAGUGCUCCUACACGCACGUGAAUGCGUCCGCACCCCCGUGA
Messenger RNA from Tinamus guttatus (white-throated tinamou), 1290 nucleotides. It is a transcript of the gene CCKAR, whose product is annotated as cholecystokinin A receptor. Lineage: Eukaryota; Metazoa; Chordata; Aves; Tinamiformes; Tinamidae. The record is from RefSeq and is a predicted model, not a curated record. Gene Ontology annotation, biological process: neuropeptide signaling pathway. Gene Ontology annotation, cellular component: plasma membrane. Gene Ontology annotation, molecular function: neuropeptide receptor activity; cholecystokinin receptor activity.